AGAGCUGCGCGGGAUUGCAGAUUAGUCUAGAUUGUGCGGGCGCGGGCAGUGCUGAAAGGUUGUGGUUGUAGUUGGAACCAGCUCAUUCUCCCGAUUUGUUUUGAAGGUGACUAAGUGAAUCGGGCAAACAUGACUCGAGACUACAAACCAGGCGAUCUGAUUUUUGCCAAAAUGAAGGGCUACCCUCACUGGCCAGCCAGGGUUGAUGAUGUUCCAGAUGGAGCAGUAAAACCUUCCAAUGUUAAAUUGCCAAUUUUCUUCUUUGGCACUCAUGAGACUGCAUUUUUGGGCCCCAAAGACAUCUUCCCCUAUGCAGAAAACAAAGACAAGUACGCUAAGCCCAACAAAAGGAAGGGUUUUAAUGAAGGCCUUUGGGAAAUAGAAAAUAACCCAAAAGUCGAGCUCUCUGACCCAGAGCCGGUGGGGAGUGUGACCGGCAAGGACCCUGUAUCUGACAGCAGCCAAGAACAAGAACAGGAGGUGGAGGAAGAUGAAGCAAAGGCUGGAGAUAAAAGAAGAAAAUCCACAAGUGCCAAAGACACUACCAAGAAAGUUGCAUCUGACACCCCAGUGAAAGCCAAAAGAGGAAGAAAGAAAAAGAUUGUGGAUGUGGAACCAGAAUCUGAAAGGGAUGAAGUAAUUGCCAGCCCUGUAUCCAGCCCCCCAGUUGCUGAGGUUGUGACUCCCAAACGACGAGGCAGGAAACCUAAAGCAGAAAAGCUGCUGUCUCCUCCUCUUCCUCCUACCUCUGGGAGUGAGGUGGAUUUGAGUGAACCAGAGAAGAUGAAGCGAGGGUUGGAGGAGAAACCUACAAAGCCACAGAAAUCUGAGGAGGAAGACAAAAAGGAUGGGAGGAAGAGAAAGGAUGAAGAAAAGCCCACAGACACUGGGGAGAAAGAAAGCAAGAAAGAACCAGAGGUCAAACGGAGAAAAAAUGCCAAGGGAGGGACCUCGUCCGACUCUGAAGAAGAUGGAGAGAAAAACAAGAAUGAUAGGUUUGCAGCUGCCAAAAGGCGCAACAUCUUAAAAGCACAGCAAGAUAUGCUGGAGAUAGAAAAGGAUGAAAGGAGACGUAAACUUGAAGAGCAAAAGGCUUCAGAGCAAAGCAAAGAGGAUGGAAAGAAGCCAGAAGAAAAGAAAAAAGAUUUAUCAGCCGACUCAAGGCUUCAGCGGUUACAUGGAGAAAUCAAAAUAUCACUGAAGAUAGACAGCCCAGAUGUAAAAAAGUGCAUUGAGGCAUUGGAUGAGCUCGGAACACUCCAGGUUACAACUCAGCAUCUGCAAAAGCACAGUGAACUUAUUGCAACUCUCAAAAAGAUCCGUAGGUUCAAAGCCAGCCAGGAUAUCAUGGAUAAAGCCACUAUGCUGUACAACAAGUUUAAAACCAUGUUCCUCGUUGGGGAGGGUGAUUCUGUCAUCACUCAAGUGCUGAACAAGUCCCUUGCAGAGCAGAGGCAGCACGAGGAAGCCAAGAAAGGGGCCAUCAAGAAAGCUGAGCAAGCCAAAGAACUAAGCACAGACACCAAGGGAAUGAAUGGAGAUGUUUGUCCUGCAGAGAAAAAUCCAUCCCAGCAGGGCCAGGAUAAAGAAGAGACCACCGGCAGUGCAGAACAGAGCAGUGCUGGAAAAGAACAGACUGAAGAGGACUCUGAGAAACAGCAGGAAGGUGGCGCGUCUGCCUGAAAACUAGACUGAAAGCGGAGGAAACUGUCGCCACUGUUUAAUAUCGCAGCAACAGAACUGUUGUAUUUUACUUUUUGUUCUGUUUUUUAUUUCGUUUUAAUUACAGAUCUUUUCAGACAUUUUGACUUUGUUGUGACUGUACCCCAUAUUUGACAUUCAAAACUUGGUAGAUACUUGAAAGUUUUAAACCAAGUUUAUUUUUUAUAUUAAAAUGUGAUGUGUUUUAAAACUGUUACACCUCCUGUAAUCCUUUCUCCAAAGCCUUGCAUGUACAGCAGUACACAUUUUGGUAGAUUUGGUUGAAAGACCAUAAAAUGAAUGGCUUUAUUUUUAAAAGAAGUGCAAACAGACCAACUGCGUUUGAAUUCAGUAAAUAUUCCCUGGUUUUAUUCAUAAUCUGCCUUUUUCAAAAUGUUUGAAGUGUUUAGUAAGUUCUUUGUGACUCAACUCACAAUUUUGAAGAAUCCUUAGAUCAGAGUUGGAUUCAUCUGCUUUCACCGUUUCCAGGUCCUAAUCCUUUCUGUGAAGCUCUUUGAGUGUACCCCUUAUUUUUUGACACAUCGAAACCUUAAGCUUUAAGGCCCACCUAACUUUGAGAACUUUAAACCUAGGCCUAUAACUUUUGCUUGGGACACAAAUACUAGUGUGGUCAAAUUUAGCUGAUUUGUAAGUAACGUGUGUUGUUUUUAAACAUGUAAACGGUGUACUAAUUUGUAAUUGGUACAUCUGUGGGUUAGUCUUUUUUUAGUAGGAGCAGCGAAGAGUUCUGUUUCCUUGUUUUUUGUUAUUUUUGGUUAGUUGUACAUAUUUCUUAAAUACUGUUCAUUUGGAAUUAUUUUUUUUUUUUUAGAAUGUUUUUGUUAACAAUGCACCAAUAAAGCUACAGUAAACUACCAAAGUAGUUUUUUCUUUUUGCUUAAAAUUUAUAUUCGAAGAUAAUGCUGUGGUUAAAGUUCUCAUAAUUAAAGUUGUAUUAAGUGUUUUGUUCACAUGUUGUAUUUUACUGACACGUUUAUGUAAAUACAAAGUAUUUUUGUGCUUGGAGUUCUUAAUUGUUUUUUGCCACCAUUAAUAAAACUGUGUUUUCAAACAGUUUGUACAACUAAUGUUUUAUGCAACAUUAUUUACUGUGGAAAUGUGUGUGUUUUAUUUCCUUAGAAGCCUGGAUUAUUAAAUAAAAUGUGGGUUGA
Polyodon spathula (Mississippi paddlefish) is the source of this 2873-nucleotide messenger RNA. RefSeq names its product PC4 and SFRS1-interacting protein-like. Gene Ontology annotation, molecular function: transcription coregulator activity; double-stranded DNA binding. Gene Ontology annotation, biological process: regulation of transcription by RNA polymerase II. The record is from RefSeq and is a predicted model, not a curated record. Bases 130 to 1683 code for a protein of 517 amino acids. Gene Ontology annotation, cellular component: nucleus. NCBI's taxonomy places the organism in Eukaryota, Metazoa, Chordata, Actinopteri, Acipenseriformes, Polyodontidae. The transcript has 16 exons.